CUUACGCCGAAGUCAUUCUAACUCAUUAAGACUGGCGCGUUAGCUUAGAAGAGAGAAAGGUAGCGACAAGUAUUAAGAAACGGCACCUGAAAAGAGAAGCACUUCUUCAAGUUUUUUUUAUUAAUACAGUAAACAGUAGUUAUACGAAUACAGUAGUUAUACUCGUAGAAAAUCGGUACAAUGAAUUUAUUGCAUAUUUCUGCUGUUAUUGCUUCGUUUUGCUUUGCCUGGUGCCGUAGUUUCAGAGAAGUUGCCACUAAUGUUGGGGAUCUUGAAGUGGACUGCCACAAAGUAACGCAACCCAGUGCUUCUCUUGACGCAUCGGUUGUGCCGGCCCCAUUCGCUUUUCGCACGGACAACCUGACCAAAGCGGAGUGUCUGGCGUAUCUUGCUUUUAGUAAGAACUCGACAAUUCUUUGCAAUCCGGUUUUUAUGGUGCAAGAAUGCGACGAGGACCACUCCCUAAGUUACCCAUUGUUUUCGCGAACGUAUCUAAGAGCUGGGUGUGCGUGGGCGAACCGCACAAACUUUGCUCAAGUAACCAAGAACAUCAAGAUCACCAGUCCCAACCGCGCUGUAACCUUGGAAGUAAGGGAGUUCGCGGAUAUGGAAGAUCUUCUGCAUCAUGACGUCAUGGAUCCUGUGCGUCACCAGGUGAUCGACCUGGUGAUAGAAAAAUGCGCCACAACGAUCACCACCGCUAAACUGUACGAUGCCGGACCGCUGCCAAAUCUAGUGCGGCUGCGCAUGGAGAACUGCUUCAAUAUGGUAAUUAAAAAGCGGGACUUCGCACGCAUCCCGGCGGUCCGGAUGAUCACGUUCUACAUGUUUACUAUCGAAACAUUGGAAGAGUACACUUUCACCGAUUUGCUGCACCUGGAUAGCCUGGUACUGGAAGAUGGAAUUGUGUACGAACUACGCAGAAUCCAGGAAUAUCCGAACCCGCCGAGACGGCAACAGAUGGUCACACUGACCGAUGCGGACAUUGAGAAAGUGCGCCGCAUCCACUGUGACUGCUCGUUGGCGUGGUUCCGCAAUUUUCUCAAGCGGAGACCUUAUCUUACGGACGGUAAAGAGGAAGGCGAGGUGUCGGUUGUGGGGAACUAUCGCACACCGAUUGUUAAUACCAUCAAACUGGCGCCCGCAGUGCUCAGUGUGGAUUGUGCCCGUAAUUUGACGUACAAUAGCGCACGCGUGGGUUCGGUGUUUUCUUAUAACACAUCUUGCUAUGGACCAUGCUAGCAGAAUUCUGUGUUAUGGCAUCAAUACGGUAGUCAUUGUCUUGUGCCUGUUAAUGUUGACACUGGGGUGCUACCAUGGUCCAUGACUCACAAAUAUGUUUUCAUUCCUAGCGACCCCACUACGUACUAAUAGAAGCGACGUAUAAUUUCAUUAGAUACUGUUAAGAAUCUAGUAUGGACACGAUUACAUAGAUUAUAGAUAUGAUUGCCGGCUGUACCUUGCAUAAAGACAAACCGUAACUAGCAGAUGCAGCUGCAAACGUUUUGAGGAUCUUUUGCAGAGCUGCACUAAAAGCUGUUUUGUACGACAGUACGAGA
Molecule: messenger RNA, 1559 nt
Organism: Paramacrobiotus metropolitanus
Lineage: Eukaryota; Metazoa; Tardigrada; Eutardigrada; Parachela; Macrobiotidae
Exons: 2
Coding region: 181-1242 (353 amino acids)
Source: RefSeq, a predicted model, not a curated record